UUGAAGAAACACACACAUUUGGUAUCCGAUAUGUUUGGAAAACUUUUUUGGAUUAUAGCCGCUUAUACCACCACCGUCCACAGUUUCUAUGAAAAAAUGCUAUGUGCGAAUUGUUCGAAGAUAAACCGGGAUUGCGACGUUACGACAACCGGAUGGAGUUGUGAAUUCGAAGUUGAUGCCCGGAAGUUGGAUCCCCAUGUAAAUUCUUCCAAAUUACCGCCAUUUCUACAGACUUGCCUGCCAGCCGGAAUGGGUUUUGUAAAAGAAAGGCCAAUACUCGGGUAUUGCUGUUUCUGGUCACCGGAAAUGGGAUGCCAAAAGCUCAAACGAAAAGGUGCAGAUACUGAGAGUAAUGUACGUUGUCAUAUGUGCAGUCGGGCGAUUUGGUCAUCGUUGAUGGAAAAUAAGACAUGUCCCUGCGGAAAAUGGUUUAUAGACGCAGAAGACAAGGCCACUAAUCGUAAGAUAUCAAAUUUAAUAGUGUUAUCUACAUUAAUAUGCACAUUACUAUUUUUGUAAGCCAAAUAAAUAUUGAAAUCAAUUUUUUU
Drosophila mauritiana is the source of this 548-nucleotide messenger RNA. RefSeq lists its product as uncharacterized. The coding region runs from base 31 to 519 and encodes 162 amino acids. The record is from RefSeq and is a predicted model, not a curated record. The transcript has 2 exons. Lineage: Eukaryota; Metazoa; Arthropoda; Insecta; Diptera; Drosophilidae.